GGUAAUGACCCUUCAACUUGUUCUUCGUUUGUUUCAUGCAUGUGAGAGAUUAUAUAGGAUCGAGAUCGUAAUCUCUAAUCUCUCUCUUUAUUUUUGUUUUGUUCGAUUUGGUGUCUCGGAUGGCGAGGGAGCUGUAGUUGACGGAGGCGGAGCUCUCCUCGACGGCGACAGAGCUCUUCUGGAAGGUGACGAUGGCGAUAGAGCUCUUCACGGUGGCUCUCCUCGAAGCAAAGGCUGCGUGGAUCCACGGUACAAGAGGAAGGAUCCUCAAAGCAGAGGAGCAAUGUCUGAGCUUUACAGAGUACUCGCUAUGUUGAUCUCCUUACGAGUCAACAUGGUGUAUUUGGGACUGAAGAAACUGAAGAUAGUGCAUCGCAAGUCCCUGUCUUUGGGACUCAAGUAACUGAAGAAAAUAGCAACCCUGAAGAGAGUCCUGCACGGAAGGAACCACGGAGGAUGUGGACGCCUGUUGAAGAUAUAGUACUCAUCAGCGCCUGGCUUAACACAAGCAAAGAUCCAGUGGUGGCAAAUGAGCAACGGCAAGGGGCAUUUUGGAAAAGGAUAGCCGCUUACUUUGCGGCAAGUCCCAAGAUUGCAGCCGGUGCCCACCGAGAAGAAGGAAACUGCAAGCAGCGUUGGCACAAGAUCAAUACACAAGUGAACAAGUUCUGUGGGGCUUUUGAAGCAGCACUUGACACAAUGAAUGUGGAGGAGCGUUCCCCGGGUGUUAAGGCAGCAAAAGCUAAGCUGAAGAAGAAUGGGAAGAAUGGCGACUUGAAGGAAACGCUUUCAAAGUUUGAGGGCAUGUGGGAAAUAAAACAGAAAGACUUGGUCUCCAAGGAAAGGGUAACAACAAAGCGGUUACUUGAGAGCUUAAUUGCAAAGAAAGAAGCCUUAGAUGAGUCUGAAGUUGCUCUAAAGAAAAAGCUCAUUGAUGAGUUGUUGUUUAACUAGUUUAAGAGUUUGUUUAAGUGUUGUCUUGCAUGUUUUAAGAAUUUGUUUAAGAGUUUGUUUUAGUUAAGUUGAUCAUGUUCUUGUUGUUGUUCCUCUGUUUAAUAUAUGAAAUUGUUAUGUUUCUUUGUUGUU
Molecule: messenger RNA, 1086 nt
Organism: Raphanus sativus (radish)
Lineage: Eukaryota; Viridiplantae; Streptophyta; Magnoliopsida; Brassicales; Brassicaceae
Product: glutathione S-transferase T3-like
Exons: 3
Coding region: 457-954 (165 amino acids)
Source: RefSeq, a predicted model, not a curated record